UGAUGCUUUAGCAAACUCUAACGGGAAGUAGCCUUGUCAGUGGGAAAUGAGAGUGGUAGAUACAGCAGGAGUAUAGGAAUGUGGUGCUGGAUCACUAAAUACAAUGUUUAUUUAAGACAGUCAUUUUAGUUUUUUGAUGGUUACGUGCAUUCCGGAGCGUUGUGGGGAUCCAAGGUAUUAUGGCUCAAGCAUAUUUUGGAGGAGGCACGAGAAUACUGCUGAAGGAAACGGCGGGGUUGUUGAUGGUGUUUGUAUGCUUUCUAAGCCUAACUGAAGCGGCGAUGUUCCCAGAUGUCAAGGUAGAGCCAGUGAUCAUGGAUGAGCAGGUGUUGUGGUUAAGGGAGGCAGUUGGAGAGGUGAACACCUACCGAAUUCCCAUCAUCACUUACACACCAAAGGGAAACUUGAUUGCAUUGGCAGAGGCUAGGAAAUGCACAGAAGAUGAUGGUGGUGCCAAGUUCAUUGCGCUUCGCAGAUCACUGGAUAAAGGUGCUACGUGGAAGCCAACAGAGUUUAUUGUAGAUGACGGGGAUGUCCCAGAUGGCCUAAAUCUAGGAGCAGUGGUAGUGGAUGAGGAGAAAGAUAUUAUCUUUAUCGUGUACUCACUAUGCGCCCACUACUACAUGUGCAAUGUGUCAAGCACCAUGUUAAUAGCCAGUCUGGAUGAUGGAAUUACCUGGACCAGACCUCGGAACCUGUCCAAAGAGAUAGGCACAAAGAUGUUUUGUGCUGGACCGGGAUAUGGCAUACAAAAAAAGUAUGAGCCACAUAAAGGGCGUCUCAUCGUCUGUGGGCAUGGAACGAUUGAAGGUGAUGGGAUCUUUUGCCUUUUAAGUGAUAACCAUGGAAACAACUGGACCAAUGGGGGGAACCUUAAGAGUAUCCCUUACAACCAGCCCAAGCAGAACAAGGACUUUAACCCAGAUGAGUGUCAGCCCUAUGAAUUACCAGAUGGAUCUGUGGUCAUCAAUGCACGCAACCAGAACUUCUAUCACUGCAACUGCCGGAUAGUGGUGCACAGCACUGACGGUUGUGAUACAUUACCAGUAGAAAAUGUCAAGUUUGAAAAGGACCUCAUUGACCCUGCUGUAGCUGCUGGUGCACUAUUAAAAAACAAUAUUGUCUUCUUCACCAACCCAGCAAAUGAGCACAAGCGACUAAACCUGACCCUGCGUUGGAGUUACAGUGGCUCCUCCUGGGGAGACAAUUCCAUCCAGAUAUGGUCUGGUCCAAGUGGCUACUCCUGCAUAACCACCCUUGAUGGCAGUGUGGAGGAGAGCAAGUACAUAUACGUCAUCUAUGAAAAGGGACACUUUCACACUGAUGAUACAAUCUCUGUUGCCAAAGUGCACCUCUAUGGAGGAAUUUGAUGUAUAAUUUCGAAUAAGCCAGCUUUGAAAGGGAGAAGAGUAGAUUUUAAUCAGAAAACUGCUGUUUGCAAACUCCAGAAGAGGACCUUAUCUUACACAUGAUAAAAAAUGAUCUUGUGUUGCUGAUGACAGGCAGGUGGCAUCACAGAAGGACAGCUGUUUUUCAGAAGUCUGGUCAGAAUGAAAGAGGAACUGUUGUGCUUUAUCAUCCCCCGUUCCACUCUCCCUUUCUUUGUACCUGAAAAAGUAUAUAAAAGCAUAGCUUUGAACUGGAGACACUAUAAAGUAGUGUUUAAUGUGUUGGGCUGCGAAGCUAGAUAACUAGGUAUGUGUUCUGUUUGCAUACUUUAUACAAAUAAUGUAAUUAAUUGUCUUGUUCUCUUAGGUUCUCCUUUAAAAAGAAACCGAGUGUUCUUUCAGCCCAACCUGUUUGCGAAAACUCAACAGUAAAACAUAUGUAUAAAUGAAAAGUAGCCAGCUUAAUGGAAUUGUGGGAUAAAAAUCUCUCACUGCAGAGUCCUUCCACUUAUACUAUGAUAUUGAAAACUCGUGUAUCUGGGAAUCUUGGUAUUCCAUAGCAUUCCUUUAUUAUACAGAAUAGCAAAGAUUUUUAUUGAUGUUCACUGUACAGCUGUUUUCAUAAGACUGGUGUUGUCUCCUUCUCAUAGUGAAUUUUAGCUAUAUUGUUAGCUCUCAGAUUAGUAGCCGCAACAAUGUUCUUCGUGUUUCACUGUUGCAGUCAUCACAUUUGGGUUAUCUGCUUGCAGUAGCCCUCAGUCGU
Messenger RNA from Protopterus annectens (West African lungfish), 2151 nucleotides. It is a transcript of the gene NEU1, whose product is annotated as neuraminidase 1. Gene Ontology annotation, molecular function: exo-alpha-sialidase activity. The record is from RefSeq and is a predicted model, not a curated record. Gene Ontology annotation, biological process: ganglioside catabolic process; oligosaccharide catabolic process. The transcript is spliced from 6 exons. Gene Ontology annotation, cellular component: membrane; cytoplasm; lysosome. Bases 180 to 1370 code for a protein of 396 amino acids. Lineage: Eukaryota; Metazoa; Chordata; Ceratodontiformes; Protopteridae.